AAAGCUGUCAUACCGAGUGUGCUCGCCUGAACGCCCGGAGAAGAGUCGAAGCACAGAGCCAGGUGACAUAACGCGGUGUUGGCAACAAGGUGGCGUGAGAGAGGUUCCAAGUGAAGGGGGCAAACAGACAUCACUCAUCCGAGACAGGAGCGGAGCGAGGCGGGGGAGGCGACCGACCCGACAGGCCGACCGCUGGAAUCUGUGACAUUUUUCCACCGGGACCUCUCUAGGGGCAACAUACGCGCUGUGAGAAAGGGGAGACGCGGCGUUGUUUUUCGCAAGCUUCGAGGUGGUGUCUUGUUUGGUUGGUGAGAGAACGUGCGGACAGGCUGUCUCACACUAAACUAUGGAAUGCUCUCUGCACCCAACAUCACUAGUCUCCAAUCUUUGGACUCACCUGCGCAAGCUUAGUUAACAGCUGUGCUCCACCCCUCUUUCCGACCAGGGGACGAAGAAAAGGAGCAAGCCCCUCAAGUCCUCCGCCAUCCCGGGGGCACUUUCACUUUUUAGCGUAUUUAAGAUUUUAUUCUCUUCUUGUGUGCGGGGUGAAAACAUAUCAAAAUGGAUCUAGAACCGUAUCUAUGGAUGGUGAUUUUCGGCUUCAUCAUUGCCUUCAUUCUGGCCUUUUCGGUGGGCGCCAACGACGUGGCCAACUCAUUUGGCACGGCGGUGGGGUCCGGCGUGGUCACGCUGAAGCAGGCCUGCAUCCUCGCCUCCAUUUUUGAAACGCUGGGAUCCAUGCUGCUAGGGGCCAAAGUGGGUGAGACCAUCCGCAAAGGCAUCAUCGACGUCAACUUAUACAACGAGACGGUGCCUGUGCUCAUGGCAGGCGAGGUCAGCGCCAUGAUCGGCUCGGCGGUAUGGCAGCUCAUCGCCUCCUUCCUCAAACUGCCCAUUUCCGGAACCCACUGCAUUGUGGGCGCCACUAUUGGGUUCUCCAUGGUCGCCAUAGGCACCAGGGGCGUCCAGUGGAUGCAGCUGGUCAAGAUUGUGUCGUCGUGGUUCAUCUCCCCCUUGCUGUCUGGGCUCAUGUCCGGAGUCCUCUUCCUUCUUAUCAGGAAUACCAUUCUCAACAAGGAAGAUUCCGUCCCCAAUGGCCUGCGAGCACUGCCCCUCUUUUACGCCACCACCAUUGGGAUCAACACCUUCUCCAUCUUGUACACAGGAGCGCCAUUGCUGGGGAUAGAGAUGCUGCCAGUGUGGGCCAUGUUUCUCAUCACCUUGGCAGGAUCACUGGUGUGUGCAGCAAUAGUGUGGCUCUUCGUCUGUCCCUGGAUGAAGAGGAAAAUUGCAAGUCGUCUGAAGAAGGAGCAGGCUUUGUCCAGGAUCUCCGACGAAAGCUUGGAUAAGAUUCCUGAGGAGGAGGAGGAGAGCCCCGUCUUUAAGGAGCUGCCUGGGGCCAAGGGCACAGAUGAGGCUGUGCUGCCGCUCACUGGGGGCAGUAGCGAGAGGAACGCGCGCACCUCCAACAGUGAACUCACCAACUUGACCAACGGAGGCACCGUCAUGCCAAACGGACGAGUUUACGCCCGGACCCACUCGAUGACCAACGGCUGCCUCAAGUCACCCGUCGCUAACGGCAGCUUUACCUUCGACGGCCACAUGCGCAGUGACGGCCAAGUUUACCACACGGUGCACAAGGACUCAGGUCUGUAUAAGGACCUGCUGCACAAAAUCCACCUGGGCCGAAUGGACGACAACGAGCGUCCCGGCGCCACCGCCAACCCUCCCGACAACAACUACCGCCUGCUGCGACGCAACAACAGCUACACCUGCUACACGGCAGCCAUCUGCGGGAUGCCCGUGCAGCCGAUCAUGCGCACGGAGUCUCGCGACGACAGCGAGAAGCUGGUCGGAGAGGGCGGAGGCGGCGGCGGACGCAGCAACAGCGUGUCUUACUCCAAGAAGCGUAUACGCUACGACAGCUACUCGUCGUACUGCAACGCCGUGGCUGAGGCGGAGAUCGAGGCGGAAGAGGGCGGCGUGGAGAUGAAGCUGGCUACCGAGCUGGAGGGGGUGGAAGAAGAAGGGGGAUCCGCACCUUUGCCUCUGGACGACCUGAAUGACGAAGAUCAUGAGGAGAAGGACAAGUCGGAGGUGUUUCUGCUUUUCCACUUCCUGCAGAUUCUCACUGCCUGUUUCGGCUCCUUCGCCCACGGAGGCAACGACGUCAGUAAUGCCAUCGGACCUUUGGUGGCGCUGUGGAUGAUCUAUGACCAGGGUGGUGUGAUGCAGGAUGCCACCACUCCCAUCUGGUUGCUUUUUUAUGGCGGCGUGGGCAUCUGCGCCGGCCUGUGGGUUUGGGGCCGCCGGGUCAUCCAAACCAUGGGGAAGGAUCUGACUCCCAUCACACCUUCAAGCGGAUUUUGCAUUGAAGUAAUGAGUGCGCUAACAGUGCUUGUUGCAUCAAAUGUGGGCAUCCCAAUAAGCUCCACCCACUGCAAGGUGGGCUCGGUGGUGGCCGUGGGCUGGAUCCGCUCCAGGAAGGCGGUGGACUGGCGUCUCUUCAGGAACAUCUUCCUGGCGUGGUUCGUCACGGUGCCCGUGGCCGGCCUGUUCAGCGCCGCCGUCAUGGCCGUCUUCGUCUACGGCAUCCUGCCCUACGUGUGAGGGAGAGAGGCGCUGCCGCCAAGGAGGCCCCGCAAGUCUGAGAGGAAGUCCAGAGAGGUGCUUGCUUAUUGGGUUGCCGGAGGUAAAGGAAGCAGAAAAAUAAAAAGGCCGUGAGGAGGGUUGGUUCAAAAUCUAUAGUACUGUACAUACAGCUCAAAUUCACGUCCCUAAAAAUGCAAAACGUGGUUGAGGCAAUUAUUACUCCAACAAAAAAAGUGUACAUAUUAUUCCUAUCAUGACACAGGAUUUCGUGUGCUCAACCAACCCAUCUCACGUUAGCCAGCUACAAGUGGAGGAAGUGAUGAUGAUGAUGAACGAGGGCUGAUCAGACUGUCUCUGCGUCUUUAUUUUUCGAACACGAUACCAUACAAAGAAAAAAAAUCAAUUGACUAGAGAGUUGAUUUUUUGUGUGUGUGUGUGUCUGGAUGGAUUUUUGAUGUACUAUACAGUAAAUCUGUACUGUAAAUACUGACCUUCAAGAGUUUGAGCGAGUGGGGUGGGAAGGUGGCUCAUGAUUUGUUGUAUUUUUUUAAACUGUCGGGAAAUGGGUUAUUCUCUGCACCUUUUCAUCAUAUUGAGAGUAUGUUUCGUUUUUGCUAUUUUUGUGGGAAAUUCAUCUAUGAGAAGAGAAAAUUUGCUCCUUGUUGUAAUAUCGAGGUGUUGCAAUAGGUGGCGGUAAUGCGCCGCUUUCCUGGUUGCCAACCACCAAUCGAAUAAAAAGUAGAGGACCUAUUUUGCUGCUUAGGUAAAGGCGGCUGUAUUUGAAGAAAAAAAGAGGUGAUUCUCUCACGAGUCACCAUGCCAAAGUCAACUAUAUUAAUCGCCAUGACGACAUUUUAAAAGGUGCAGCGGGAAGCCAAAACGCUCCAAAAAAUGCUCAUAUCUGCCUUGUUCUCGUUUUUGUUUUCUAUCCGUUUGGUGUCACGUGACAAAUGUGCUCCAACGAGAUGCCUCAAUGUGUCAUAUCAAACAAUAGUACAGUAUUAUUAUUCAUAUCGAUAUUAAUAUGCAGAGCUUACUUAUCACGUGUGUAGCUCCUCCAAACCUGCUCUUUGACUCCUAGCAAGUAGAAUGACCUCACCAGUACUGAUCAUCACCAGCUUUUUCACUGGGUCAUGUGACCCGUAGACGAACAAAAGCGUUAAUCUUAUUUUCUUUUAAUUUAUCUGAGCAUAAUCAAGUUGCUUGUGGUGUUUUUUUUUUUUAAACAUGAACAAGUGUUUGCUUACGUGGUAGCCACUUGCCUUUUGUGACACGCUGUGUUUCCUUCGUGCUCAAUCAUUUCGCACUGUGGUGUUUACAUUGUAAACUACCAAUGAGUAUUAGGGCCAGUUGAAAAAUAGAUAAUCGCUCUCCGAGAUUAAGGUCGGAGUUUUACAAGAAUAGAGUUGGAUAUUUUUGGUAAGCUAUAAAAAGGACAUUUAAAAAAUAAUAUAGAAUACUGCAUAUAUAAAUUGGGAAAAUAUGAAUUCGUAAAUGUAGGAAUUUUUCUCGAAAUAUUACUAUUUUUAAAGAAAGACUUCUUUAAUGAAAAUAUUAUCUUGUUCAACUAAAAUGGAAAAUAUCUAGCUUUGGUAAAAAUGACUACAUCUUGAAAAUAUAAGACUUAAUUUAUAAAGUACUGUAUACAUAUUGGGUCGCCCGGUAGUCCAGUGGUUAGCACGUCGGCUUCACAGUACAGAGGUACCGGGUUCGAUUCCAGCUCCGACCUCCCUGUGUGGAGUUUGCAUGUUCUCCCCGGGCCUGCGUGGGUUUUCUCCGGGUGCUCCGGUUUCCUCCCACAUUCCAAAAAAAACAUGCAUGGCAGGCUGAUUGGACGCUCUAAAUUGUCCCUAGGUGUGAAUGUGAGCGUGGAUGGUUGUUCGUCUCUGUGUGCCCUGCGAUUGGCUGGCAACUGAUCCAGGGUGUCCCCCGCCUAAUGCCCGAAGACGGCUGGGAUAGGCUCCAGCACCCCCCGCGACCCUAGUGAGGAUUAAGCGGUUCAGAAAAUGGAUGGAUGGAUGGAUGUAUACAUAUUAACUCUGACAGAAAUACAUCCUAAUUAUUGAAAAUAGGUUACUUUACUUUUGAAAAUGUGAUUUUCUUCAAACUUUUUUCCUAAAAAUCGGAUGCGUUGAAAAAAAAAACAACUCUCGUAAUAUCGUGUAAUAUUACAGCUAAUCUAAAAGAAACACCGAAUUCUCAUAAUAUUGACUAAUAUUGAAAGUAUACAACUUUAAUCUCAAACAUAUACUUCAAAAAAAGACCAUUUGAAAAAACUUUGUCCAAGAACACAAGAAUUCAAUGUUACAGUAUUGUGACUCAAAUAUCCAAUUUUAUUUUUGUAAUAUUGCAACAUUAAUCUUAAAUAGACAUCGUUUUCCUCAAAGAUAUACAACUUUAUACUCGUAAUAGUGACUUUAAUUUUGAAAAUAUACAACCUUUUUGAAGUUCAAAAUAUGAACAAUUAUAAUUAUAAUAUUGUCUUGAUACUGUGCAACUUUGUUCCCACGUUAGGCUUUCAUUUCCCGAUGAUUGCUUUGUUUUGUUUUGUCAGCUUGGCCCUAUUACUCUUUGGUAGUAUUCAUAUCAAAACUGGAAAAAAAAUGUCACCUUGCCUCACAAUGCCAAUGAGCAUUUUCACACGAACCAGAAGUGUCUAGCGAGAGAGAAGAAACGUUUUUGUUAUUUUUGUAGCUGCCGUAACGCUAACCAACCCCACGCCAUUUGAGCGCUACAACUAAAAGACUUUAACUAGAGAGCCUUCAUCAAAACGAUAUAUUUUUCUACAAUAUUUUAACUGGGGAUACGCGUCAGCUGCCGAUAGUUUCAAACGGAACCUCCCAUGUUUGUGUUUGGAUAUUGCGGACGACGACAUACUUUGUAAUUUUGUUUCCCUCCUGUUUGGGGAAAUAGCGCAGGCCCGCGACCAUCUUGCUAGCGUUAGCCGCUUAGCCGGUUGGGCCAAAACAGAGCGAGAAAAGGUGUUCAAGUUGGCGUACAUCGUGGUAAAAGGUAAACUGGACACUGAACUGCCCGUUACUCGUUUCUUUGUAUGGGUGUGAGAGGGGUCUGUAAUCACAGCAAUAAUGGAACAUAAUGGUGAGGCCUGUGUAAAACAAAAAAAAAAACAAUGUGGGUAAAAGUUUUACUCAACAAUGUGUGUGAGGACACAACCUUUUACUGUUUGUGUGUGUGCGCGCGCGUGUCAGGGUGCCGGGGGGGUUGGGGGGGAUGAGAAAUACA
This is a messenger RNA of Hippocampus zosterae (dwarf seahorse), 5835 nucleotides long. RefSeq names its product solute carrier family 20 member 2 (gene slc20a2). Gene Ontology annotation, cellular component: membrane. The record is from RefSeq and is a predicted model, not a curated record. The transcript is spliced from 11 exons. Gene Ontology annotation, molecular function: phosphate transmembrane transporter activity. Lineage: Eukaryota; Metazoa; Chordata; Actinopteri; Syngnathiformes; Syngnathidae. Gene Ontology annotation, biological process: phosphate ion transmembrane transport. Bases 562 to 2610 code for a protein of 682 amino acids.